GCAGACGUCAGAUGAGCACAGCAGACAAAUGGGGUGAAGACAGAAAAGAGGUGUAUCGUAUUUCGUAUGUAUUUCGCUGCUAUAAACGGCGCAUUAAACUAUUUACAUUACAGCAUCACAGUAUGCAGUUUUAUCCCUGGUGUGUGACGAAAUGCCAGACGGUGAUCAACAGAUAUUGACGAAUAAACCGCUUGAAUAUUCACUCUGUGUGAAAUAUUUAUCAACUACAAUGCGAUAUCUCGGGGAGAUUCUCGUCGUUAUUCUUUUUGUAUUUACAUCCUAUGCAAGUCUACAGAAAGGGUCAUUGAAAAUACAAUCUCAGUCACCACCUGUGCCUCUCCUAAAUAGUAAUGCAACUGUAAGUGACUUUUAUGGAGGUGAUAUCGCAACUCCUUUUACUACAGUACUACACUCUGAUGUCUCACUAGUCAUGUACUAUGCUCCGUGGGACUUUGAUUCUCAAUUAGCAAUUCAUGAUUUUGAGAAAAUUGCCAAGAAAUAUAAAGGGCAGGUGUUCUGUUCUUCUAUCAACUGUUGGGUUUCCAAUGGUGCCUGCAAAAAAACGUUCCCCAAGCUCAGAAGCUUUCCACUAAUACUGGGCUAUGUAGGAGGGACUAAAGGUGUCCAAUAUAGAGGUCCACUUCAGUAUGAAUAUUUGGAUAAAUUUGUUCAAAGUUUGCUCAAACCGCUGAAAAGAAUUGAAACUGUUGCUGACCUAUACAAAUUAUUGACUCAGUCCACUGCUGUUGUUACAGGUUACUUCAACUUUGACUCAGUAAAACCAAAUGGGUUUUAUUCAUUUUAUUUAGCAUCCUUGAGAAACUUGGAAUAUGAUGCCCAUGAAUCAAUUGCAUUUGCAAUUGCAACAAAUCCUAAUGCUGCAAAUAGACUUGGAAUUAAUUUGAUAACAACUUCUCAGCAGUUUGACGUACGAUUGCAUUUGUGGAACGAGACUCUGAUUUAUCCUCAUAAUGAAAACACAAUCGAUGUCCCUCGGUUUUUGCAGUGGAUUCAUUACCGUAGCCAUUCCCCGAUUCAAUUAAUUUGGCCUAGCUGUCGAAAAAACCAAUUGAUUCAACACUACCUCAUUGAGCAACAGCGACCUUCCCUUAUUCUCUUCACAUCAACAUUGACUCCUUCAUAUCAAACUCUGAUGGUGAAAGAAAUAGCAUUUGACUACAACAAUUGUGCUUUCUCUCUUCGAAUAGCCAGACUUAUAGAAGAAAUUCAGCGCCAAAGAUAUGCAAUGGAAACUUCUCGAUUAGCAGCCGAAAGACAAUGUAGCAUAUUUGAAAAAGAAAGGGAAUGCGGUUUGAGCAAUACGUCACUUUAUAUCAAUGCUUCAAUCACUACCGAUAGCAGCGUCGAAAAAACCUGUGGAUUCUCAUUUGAACCGACAUUAUUCAAAUUUCAAGGCCUGGGCUGCCGUACAAAUCGCAGUUUAAAAUUUUUUGUUAUCAAUUCGAACCAAUAUCCAAAUUUCCUGAUGAACUUAGGCUAUUCAUCAAAAGAAAUUCGCCAAAAUGCUAACAUUGCAUUGAUCGUCGAUCCCAAGGCAGAAUCCCAUUACAUUAUGAGCCAGACGUUGUCAAAGGAAAACUUAGAAAAUUUUAUCGUUAACUAUACGGAAAACAGCUUGAGGCGAUUUCAGCGAAGCCACCAAAAAUCAAAAUUGUGUCCACCCGACCGGGUUUGUCUGGAAGAAAUCUCGACGGAUGAAUUUGAAAAAGUUGUGCUCGAUCCAUCGCACGACGCGAUCGUCUUUUACAGAAAGAAUGGAUGCGUAUUUUGUGAGGUUGGCGCUCGUUUCUUUUUGAAACUGUCUCUGAUGUUUUCCUUGUCAGCUGCAUCGUUUCUGGAGAACACCGAUCUGCGCCAGAUCAGAUUUGCCACUAUCAAUGCCGAAGAGAACGACUUGCCUUGGCAGUUUACUGUCGAUAAAUAUCCUUCCAUCGUUUUCUAUCCGGCAUACAGGAAGUCGGAGAGUCGUCUAUACCCACAUAAUUUGGAAUUAAAUGAAGCAAACCUGCUGAACUUCACACUUUCUCAGUUGAGCAUUAAAAAUCGGGUGUCGUGGUUUAUUCAUUUUUGUCGUGACACUCCUUGCCUACAAGAAGCUCACAGACAGAUUGAUGCUCAAAUAGGGAUAAUUGAUCGGCAAAUUCGAGUUUUCCGUAAUCGUUUACUGUGGUCAAUUGACGGUGAUCGGGCAUCGAUGGAAGAGUUACGGGGCUGGGUUAAAGAACGUCAUUUUUUCAAAGAGCUCAGCUAUUCCGUCCGGAAAACAGUGGUUCGCAUACUACGACGAAUGAACCGCGACGGAUAUCCUAAUGGCGUUCGUAUAACUGCUGCUGAAUGAGAUUUGACAUAUUAAAAUUAACGAAAAACGCUACACAAGUGUAUUUUUCAAGUGCGCAGCAAGGUUAAUCGUUAAAGCCUUAUUAAGUUCUAAUUGUAAGAGAAUUUGAAACUUGUUCUCACACUGACCAUUGCUUGUUUGUGCUUGUGCGAUUCCGUGUUGCAACAAAUUAUUGGCGUAAUGCACGUUAACAUUGUGAAGGUAUAAAUCUUUUAUGUGGGUUGUGUACUUGUGUUAAAUUUGUACCAUGUUAAUAAAUGCUAAAUUGAGUAUGA
This is a messenger RNA of Daphnia pulicaria, 2634 nucleotides long. RefSeq names its product thioredoxin domain-containing protein 11-like. The transcript has 9 exons. Bases 152 to 2359 code for a protein of 735 amino acids. Lineage: Eukaryota; Metazoa; Arthropoda; Branchiopoda; Diplostraca; Daphniidae. The record is from RefSeq and is a predicted model, not a curated record.